UUUUGCCGUCUUUUUUUUUUAUAACCUCCAUAGCUAGCAUGACGUUUGCUCACGCGCCACCAAGUGGAUAUCAGCCGGUCCCUCGCGGUGCUGGAAGCAUCUGGAGUCACGUCCAAGCGUUGAUCCAUGUCUGGCUUGCCGCUCCACCACGACGCCACUAGCCAGCAAACGAGACAUGGUGCUGAUGGGCUUACUGACACGGCAUGCUGGUUUUUCUAGAGCCUGCUGGCAUGUCUUCUGUGCAUGCUUCUGGCUUCAACCGGUUUCCGGUGCGUCGGUGCAGCGGUUAAACAGGGCGUCGUGUGUAGAACCCAAGACUAGCCGGGCGCAUGUAAGACUGUGCUGCCACCACUGGUGUAGCCAUGGAGGCAGCACGAAGCUCCGUUGAUACUCGUACACGAGUGCUCACUCACAAUUGUCAACCAUCAUCAUCAUCAGCAGCAGCAUCAUCAUCAUCAUCAUCAUCAUCAGCCGCUAGGCUCUGGCCCUGGCAGAAAAUCUGAGUAGAGCACC
Molecule: messenger RNA, 513 nt
Organism: Trichoderma asperellum CBS 433.97
Lineage: Eukaryota; Fungi; Ascomycota; Sordariomycetes; Hypocreales; Hypocreaceae
Source: RefSeq, a predicted model, not a curated record